CGUUUGAUUCCCGAACUGAAGUGCUUCUACUGUACGGGCAGAUGUUGAGCUUGGAGAAAAGGAUACAGUAGACCGUCUAGUUUUAAUCAAGUGUGGUGACUUUACAGAUUAGUGUGUUUGUCCGUCUGGGGAGUUACAUCAGUUAAGGGCUAGUGGGUGUGAUCCCCCCCUCCUCCCCUCUCCGGUUGGUUGACUGAGGUUGUCAAGCUGUUGCCUGCGUUAGAGAAGGGCUGCUCCUCGGAAAAACCAACGCUAGCUGGCUAGCUAGUUAGUAAGCUAGCGUUGUGGUGUUCGUCGAUGCGUGGAUCGGAGCUUUACGCCGUCCUGUUUCCCAGUAAAUGCCAAAACGCAAAAACAAACGCAAAUUGAACCAGAUCAACAAGUGCCCCGGUAGCUGGAGUAAGGUAAUUGAAAAAGCAGGAUAAAAUGAGUGAACUGGACCAGUUACGCCAAGAGGCUGAUCAGCUCAAGAACCAGAUCAGAGAUGCUAGGAAAGCAUGCGCAGAUGCCACACUAUCACAGAUCACGGCUAAUAUUGACCCCGUUGGCCGAAUCCAGAUGCGUACAAGACGAACGCUGCGGGGUCAUUUGGCUAAAAUCUAUGCCAUGCAUUGGGGAACAGAUUCCAGGCUCCUGGUCAGUGCCUCUCAAGAUGGCAAACUCAUCAUUUGGGACAGCUAUACUACAAAUAAGGUUCAUGCCAUUCCACUUCGAUCUUCCUGGGUCAUGACUUGCGCCUAUGCACCGUCAGGAAAUUAUGUGGCCUGCGGUGGCUUAGACAACAUCUGCUCCAUCUACAACCUGAAAACCCGUGAGGGAAAUGUACGUGUGAGCCGUGAGCUCGCUGGACAUACAGGAUACCUGUCCUGCUGUCGCUUUCUCGAUGACAACCAGAUUGUUACAAGCUCUGGAGAUACCACUUGUGCACUUUGGGACAUUGAGACUGGCCAGCAGACAACUACUUUUGCUGGACACACAGGUGAUGUCAUGAGCCUGUCAUUGGCCCCCGACACACGGUUAUUUGUCUCUGGUGCUUGUGAUGCUUCGGCUAAACUCUGGGAUGUCCGUGAGGGCAUGUGCAGACAGACCUUCACUGGCCAUGAGUCCGACAUCAACGCCAUCUGUUUCUUCCCUAAUGGCAAUGCCUUUGCCACUGGCUCUGAUGAUGCCACCUGCAGGCUGUUUGAUCUGCGUGCUGAUCAGGAAUUAAUGAUCUACUCUCAUGACAACAUCAUAUGUGGCAUCACCUCUGUUGCAUUCUCAAAGAGUGGCCGUCUUCUUCUGGCCGGCUAUGAUGACUUCAACUGUAAUGUGUGGGACACACUAAAAGCUGACCGUGCUGGUGUGCUGGCUGGACAUGACAACCGUGUAAGCUGCCUUGGAGUCACUGAUGAUGGCAUGGCAGUUGCAACGGGAUCCUGGGACAGUUUUCUGAAGAUCUGGAAUUGAAGCCUGAAGAUGUUCAUUUAACUCCAAAGUUGACUGGAAGACCAUUACAACUUCAGAAUGUUCACAGCAUCUUCUCAACACUGUUUAAACUGACUUGGACACCACAAAAACGAAGGGAAACCAAUGCCUUUCCUACACAAAGAAGAGCACAAUUGUUUAUCACCUAGUUAAGAAAGGAUCUCCUGUGGUAUCAAAUCAGAAACUUGUGCAUUCCUUCUUGGACCAUUUUAUGUUACCUUGAAAAAAAAACAACAACAACAACAACACUAUCAUCCCAUGCAAAUGUGUGCGUCUCGAAAGCAAAUGUUGGAGUGUAAUUGUACAAAUUAUUUAACUUUUUUUUUUUUUUAAGAAUUCUAUUCUGAUGGUUUGUUAUUCUCGAUGGCUUUUCUUUGUCAUAUUUCUUUAGUGGUUUUAGAUAUGUUUGAAUUACUGCUUGUCUUUCUAAUCCAGUUAAAUCAUAUAAGACAGAUGACCGAAAACACGCCGCAAGUAAAAGCUUGGAUCAUAUAACACGAGCAGCUUUCCAAAAUUUCCAUGAUGUAUUUAAAUACUAGCUGUCUUUUUUUUUUUCAUCACAGCCUUUUGCACAUGAAGAAGCUUCGCCUUUCAACUAAUACUAUGUUAAACGAACCAAGCACAUGCUCUAAGUUAUGAAUGCUCAUUCCAGUACAAAAGGAGUUAUAACGAGUAACUUAUACAGUUAACCCCCUAAUUCUUGUACAUGCCUUUAAAGCUGGGUGGGAAGGGGUGGGGUAGCAAAAUAGGUGCUGAGAUAAUUGGGGCAUGGCUGGAUUUUAUUACCGUAUAUGGAUGGGGGGUGGGGGUGGGGGGUUGUGUUUAGUAUCCACUUUGAGUGAAACACCUCACCUGACUAAAUAGACACUUCCUUUGCUUGGGACUGCAGUUGCAACUCUGUGAAUGAAAUGUACAAAUCAAUGUCUGAAAAUAAUGGUCUGAUGUUUUAAGUUAAGACAUUUAAUUUUGUCUGCCAUGAGUUAAUUUAGAUGUGCAUGCUGUAGACUUGCUUUCAAUGGUGCAAAAUUUCUAGAUUUUUUAUUUUUUUUUGUUAGUUUCUGAAAGGAGAGUAACCUAAUGAUUGAACUUCAUAGAAGCCAUUUUUUUGGCUCCAACUCUGCAUACAUCAUGUUCUAAUUACUGGUAAAGCUAUGCACCAGAGUGAGCAAGAAUGGAGAAGACUAAAUAUUGAUUGCAAACUUAGUGUAAAUGAUGCUUACCAGUUCUAUUGAUGCCAAUUUUUGUAAUUAUUAUAACAAUCAUUGUGAAAUUAUAUCCUUGACAAGUCCUAUUCUCUCCUUCAAAUCUCCACACUCAAUGGAACAACAAUGUCCUCACAAACUGUCCAUACUAAACUUUUGUACAUUUUUUCUUGGUCUUAAAUUGAAAAUCCGAGCAUCUGAAUGACAACAUUUCACUGUAUACAGAAGCAC
Molecule: messenger RNA, 2900 nt
Organism: Labrus mixtus (cuckoo wrasse)
Lineage: Eukaryota; Metazoa; Chordata; Actinopteri; Labriformes; Labridae
Gene: gnb1b
Product: guanine nucleotide binding protein (G protein), beta polypeptide 1b
Exons: 11
Coding region: 427-1449 (340 amino acids)
Biological process (GO): G protein-coupled receptor signaling pathway
Cellular component (GO): cytoplasm; heterotrimeric G-protein complex
Molecular function (GO): protein binding; signaling receptor complex adaptor activity
Source: RefSeq, a predicted model, not a curated record